UUUCACCAGGGAAGAGUGGGCUCUGCUGGACUCUGCUCAGAGAGCACUGUACAGAGACGUCAUGCAGGAGAACUACGAGAAUGUGACCUUGCUGGCAUUUCCAGUUUCCAAACUUGAUGUGAUCUCCCAGCUGAAACAGUGGGAAGAGACAUGGGUCCCAGACCUCCAGCGUUCACAGGAAAGAGAGAUCCUGAGAGUUCUCUACACAGCAGGUGAUGCAAUGGUGUGUGAGAAGGAGGAGCAGAAUUCUCAGCAGGAAAAUGUUGAGCAAGUGGAUAAACACAGAGCAUUAUUGCAAGGAUUGGAAAGGAAUGUGUGCAGGAGUCAUGAGCAGAGAAAAUCCUGUGAGAUUCCGAGAAGACCAGAAAGAGAGCAGGGAAAGCAGCCAGGGGAGAAAGUAGGUAAAUGUAUUUCCUGUCAGGGAACUCAGAAGAGUGUCAAGGAAACCACAACACAGCAGGAAAUCCUGAUGGGAAAGAGGAAAAAUACAUGCACUGAGUGUGGAAAAAACUUAUGUGAUUACUCCAGCCUUAUAAAGCAUCAGAAAAUCUACACACGGGAGAGGCCCUAUGAAUGCUGUGAGUGUGGGAAAAGUUUCACUAGCAGCUCAGGCCUUUCUAAACAUCAGAGAAUCCACACAGGGGAGAGGCCCUAUGAAUGCAGUGUGUGUGGGAACACCUUCAAUUGCAGAUCACACCUUAUUAGGCAUCAUAAAAUCCAUACAGGGGAGAGGCUCUAUGAAUGCAUUGAGCAUGGGAAAAGCUUCACUAGCAGUUCAGGCCUUUCUAAACAUAAGAGAAUCCACACAGGGAAGAGGCCCUAUGAAUGCAGUGAGUGUGGGAAAAUUUUCACUUACAAAUCAGGCCUUUUUCUCCAUCAGAGAAUCCACACAGGAGAGAGGCCGUAUGCAUGCAGUGAGUGUGGGAAAACCUUCAAUCGCAGCUCAAACUUUCUUACCCAUCAGAGAAUCCACACAGGGGAGAGGCCCUAUGAAUGCUGUGAGUGUAGAAAAUGCUUCACUAGCAGCUCAGGCCUUUAUCAGCAUCAGAGAAUCCACACAGGGGAGAGGCCCUAUGAAUGCAGUGAGUGCGGGAAAAGCUUCACUACCAGCUCAGGCCUUUCUAAACAUCAGAGAAUCCACACAGGGGAGAGGCCAUAUGAAUGCUGCGAGUGUAGAAAAUGCUUCACUAACAGCUCAGCCCUUUCUGAACAUCAGAGAAUCCACACAGGGGAGAGGCCCUAUGAAUGCUGUGAGUGUGGGGAAAAAUUCAAUCGCAGCUCAGUGCUUAUUAGGCAUCAGAGAAUCCACACGGGGGAGAGGCCUUAUGAAUGCUGUGAGUGUGGGAAAACGUUCAGUCGCAGUUCACACCUUAUUAGACAUCAGAGAAUCCACACAGGGGAGCGGCCUUAUGAAUGCAAUGACUGUGGGAAAAGCUUCACUAACAGCUCAGCCCUUUCUAAACAUCAGAAAAUCCACACCGGUGAGAGACCCAAUAAAUGCAGUGAGUGUGGGAAAACCUUCUGUUGGCACUUAGCCCAUGUGAGCCAUCAGAGAAUCUGCAAGAGAGAUGGACACCAUAAAAAACUCUAGGACUAUCCAUUUUUUUUCUUUAAUACUUUUCCUGAUUCACACAUACUAACUUUUGAAGCUGUUUGAACUGUUUGCUGCACCGAUGAGUGGCUCAUUUUCGCCUUUUGCCAUCUACCCUGUUUUGAGGUGGGCCUCUUUGUCCUUUCUAUCAACUCCAUUAUGCCAUGAGUAAUUCGAGUGUGCUCUUCCUAUCAGGAACCAGGGAGCAUCACAAUUAUACCAUUUCUCCUAUUUCAAAAUUAUUGUUAGUCACUAGUGAUACAGAUUGUAUCAUUGCCAGUUCUCAUGUUGCUCUGGGUUGUGCUGAAGAGGAGAUAUAAUGGGAAUUUUUCAAAUUAUAUUUAAAUGAAGAGGAGCAGGGGCAGGAAAAAAAGUGUAAUUUCAGCUUCUGUGACACUGGAAGGAGAUGGGAAGACUCAGAGAUUCCCUCCUUCCCCAUCACUGCAGAACUGUUACCUUUUCUCUGAGCAAUGCAGAGGGUUAUCUUCAUCACAUUCUAUCCAUCCACUUCUCAGAGUGUCAUGUGAAGAAGAGUUCUUAGCUGUCCGUGCUCGAAGAUGAUGGUUUCACUUCUUUAAUCCUAUACCAGAGUUGCUCUGACUGGAGAGGAAAGUGUCAAAGAUCGGGAAGGGGAAUACAAAUGGAUCCAAAACACAGUAUGAUUAUUUAGCAUUUAAAUCCCAGGUUCCAUCUAUUGGUAAAGCCACUUGGGGCAACUUGGCUGUUUCCCUCCCCCCACCCUCCCAUUAUGGGGAUGCUAGGAUACUAAAUGUUGUAAAUAACAUAACUGACUAUUGAGACAAUGCUGAAUGAAGUAUGUUUGAAUGAAUCAGAGGAGAAUGUGAUGGGAGAAUCUCUUGUCCUGAUUCUGAAUAAUCAGAUGUAACCUGCUCUGGAAUUUCACUUCACACUUUCAUUGUCAUGUUUUCUCUCUCUCUGUGAUGUGGGUUUCUAUCUUUCCUGAAGGCUGUUUGGUCAUCCAAUUGAAUAUUAGUUCAGUUUGAUAGGAUGUAGCUCAGAAUUAUUGGAGAAUUUAAGACAAACGACUAUUUGCUAAAGUCAUCAUUUCUCACUUCAGCUUUUCUUUUCCCCAUCCCUGCAUAAUGACAUGGAGAAAGUUCAAGUGCAGUUCUGUCAGUAUUCUGACAGGCUAACAAAGAAACAGCAGUGAUUUAAAAUCUCCACUCGGAAAUGGUGAACAACAGCAGAACCCCAACUAACUGAAGGAAGUGCAUAUGGUCACAGUGUAGUUCAAUUGUUUAAGUCAAUAUUGUCUCAGAUGAUCUGGGGAGAGAAUUCCAUGGUAAGUGAUUUUGAACUAGGCAAAAUACCAAGGUAUUUGGUUCCAAAGCCUUUGUAACCUAGGCCCUACAGAAGAUCUCUCUUAGCUAAUCCUAUGGUAUGGGAGAUGUAGAUGUUGAGGAAAUAGAAGUGGGGUUUUUGUUUAAUUUAUCCUUUGUAGGUGCUAAAAAUAUCUAUCAAAUCAGUUUUGGAAAUCUAAUAGCUGCAGAAAAAUAGCUAUUUUUGAAUAGAAACUCGUGCUCUGGUAACUAGUGGAGAUUGUGAUCCAGCCCUGUUUCCAGUCCCUUGCCUGGAACUGUGCCACCAAAUUAAAGAAAAGCUGGGCAUGUUUUGGGAAGCCAUUCCUCACUCACACUGCUGAUAUUUGGAGUGGUUUUGUAAAGGAUUCCACUUCAGAGAAGUAUAAACUUACCCUAACCAAGGCCAAGGAUUUGGAAAGAACUGGGGCUGAAAGAGUCCACCCCCAGUUCUUGGUUUCCACCCCAGUAAAGGAAGCUGUGGUGACCAAUGACCCAAAGAAAAUUGUUUGUACUACUCUAUUUCCUAGUUCAGUGUCACUGAUUAUAGUUCCAAAGGAUACCAGGGUUAGACUGUGAACAAUCAUCCUUCACCAUUUGGAUCCAAAGAGAGAGCUUCAUAGGACAGUCCUUCCCCAUGGAUCCCAAACUGACUGCCUGAUUGAGUAACAAGGACUUUCAGGCUGUAGAAAUGAUGGUAACCAAUGAGGCAACAAAUGUGUCAGGCUCCAAUUUCAGACUUCUGGAUCCAUGCAGGUUGAGUCCUGAUUCUAAGGUUUUGUAUCUGACGCUGUGGUUACACAAUAAAACUGAUGUUGGUGCAGCUGCAUAAUGUAGCUGCGCUGCUGUAGCACUGCUAUUAUAGACACUCUAAGGCAAUGGGAGAGAUUUCUCCCAUUGGACUUGAUUAGUCCAGCCCCUGCAAGUGGCAGUGGCUUUGUUGGCAGGAGAAACUCCCCCGCUCAUGUAUCGCUAUCUACGCAGGGGCUUAGGGCUGUGUAACUACAUUGCUCACCAGUGUGGCUUUUUCACACCCCUAAGCAAUAUAGUUAUCCCAAUAAAUAUCUUUAGUGUAGACCAGACCUUAGUUUUCUCUUGUGUUUUAUGCAUUUAUAUUACUUCUCUACCUCCUCCUACUUUGAAAAAUUAAAAAGUGUGACGAGAGGUAUUUUUCUCCAUAUUGCAAACAUUCCCACAUAGGAGACCCUUUCCACCAACACACAUGGCAGAAGAUUCUGAGAUAUAUGAACUCAUAGAAGUGGUUGGGACCUACGCUGGGACAAACCACAACUUGAGCCAAGGUUCAGUUGUUGGCAAUGGGGAUUAAAAGAAAACUAACAUAUAUGACAAGAAUUUGUGAUUUUUGAAUAUGUUAUUGGUACCAAUGAAAAUGAAAUUAUAGGUGAAGUUACUGGUUAAA
Messenger RNA from Chelonoidis abingdonii (Abingdon island giant tortoise), 4330 nucleotides. Lineage: Eukaryota; Metazoa; Chordata; Testudines; Testudinidae. The record is from RefSeq and is a predicted model, not a curated record.